AUGUGGGUGUUCACAGUCAUUUCUGUGGCCUGCAUGCUGGCCAGUCCAUCCCUGGCUGGCAUCAAAGACCUCAGUUCCCACUUCAGUGACCCUAAUCCCAACCCGAGGGGCUUAGAGCCAGGUGGCGCAGUGGAUGUGGAGGCCAUUCCUUUGGAUUUCCACAAAGAAAACACAGUCACCAAUGACCUCGAUUUAGACGGCUUUGAGGAAGACGAUUAUAUUGACUUUGAUAAGAUCCUGGCCGCAGGAAGUGAUGAUUACAUCGAGGGGGACGAGAUCGACGAGAUAGCCACACCGGCCCCAGACAUUGAUAUCUUCGCCGAGUCCUCUGACCCGAAGAUCCGCCGAGCCCGACUCCUACGGCUCUUCCACGGUCGAUCUCGUCUUCAGCGUCUCAACAUGGUGAAUGCCCGCUUUGGCUUUAAUCUUUACAGAAGUCUCCGUAACGACGUAAACCAGACUGACAACAUCCUGCUGGCACCUGCCGGGAUCUCCAUCGCCAUGGGCAUGAUGUCUUUAGGCGCUGGAGAGGACACUCACCAUCAGAUCUAUAAAGCUUUGGGAUUUGCCGAGUUUGUUAAUGCCAGCCAUCACUACGACAACACAACGGUCCACAAGCUGUUCAGGAAGUUGACGCACAGGCUUUUCAGGAGGAACUUUGGCUACACGCUCCGGUCUGUCAACGAUGUCUACCUUAAGAAAAACGUGUCAGUGAAAGACACCUUCUGCACUGAGACGAAGGCGUAUUACUUCGCCGAGCUGCAGUCCGUAGACUUCAGCAAACCAGCGUUCCUGAACAUGGCCAACCGUCGCAUUGAAAAACUGACCAAGGGGCUGAUCAAGGAGCCGCUCAAGAGUGUGGAUCCGAACAUGGUGCUGAUGCUACUUAACUACCUGUACUUCAAAGGGACGUGGGAACAGAAAUUCCCAAAAGAGAUGACCUACUACCGAAACUUUAGGGUUAAUGAAAAGCAAACCGUCCGGGUGCCGAUGAUGGCGAACAAGGGGAACUACCUCGCCGCUGCCGACCACGAACUGGAGUGCGACAUCCUGCAGCUUCCAUACACAGGAAACAUCAGUAUGCUCAUUGCCUUGCCAAGGAAGAUCACAGGCAUGAGGACGCUGGAGCAGCGGAUUUCACCGACUGUUGUCAACAAAUGGCUCAAAAACAUGACAAACAGGACUCGCGAGGUUUCCAUACCUCGCUUUAAACUGGAGCAAAACUACGACCUGAUUGAAAAUCUGAAGGAGAUGGGCCUCACUGAAAUUUUCAAGGAAACUGGAGAUUUCAGUAGAAUGACUUCAGAAAAAGUUGCCUUGAACUGGCUGAAGCACCAAGGAACCAUCACAGUGAACGAGGAAGGAACAGAAGCUGCCGCCCUGACUCAAGUGGGGUUCAUGCCUCUCUCCUCUCAGAUCCGCUUCACAGUGGAUCAUCCGUUCCUUUUCCUGAUCUACGAGCACCGCACAGACUGCCUCGUGUUCAUUGGCCGGGUGGUAAAUCCCUCACAGAACUGAUAGGCUAAUCAAUUCAUAACCGAUUGAACGUUUAUAAAGCCCAGCUUUGUUUGACCGAACAUCAGACACAUCUCUGACCUUCUGAGCUUCUCAGGAGUCUUUUUUAGUGAACUUAGACUCAGAAUGAAUAUUUAGACUUCUUCAAUUUGCUCAAAGUACGAAGUCUGUUUGAGGGACUCGCUAAAUGCUUGUUAUCUGUCUGUUAAUGUUUUAUAAUUUACAACCAGGCUGGUGGAGAAGUGUGCAGACAUAAUGAUGUUACUGUAACUGCUAAUGCUCUAGCAUGGUUAUUACAAACGAAAUGUAUAAACGUCACAGCUGUCCAGUAAAUAAAAUACACAAAACUACAA
This is a messenger RNA of Fundulus heteroclitus (mummichog), 1868 nucleotides long. RefSeq names its product serpin peptidase inhibitor, clade D (heparin cofactor), member 1 (gene serpind1). Gene Ontology annotation, molecular function: serine-type endopeptidase inhibitor activity. The record is from RefSeq and is a predicted model, not a curated record. The transcript is spliced from 6 exons. Bases 1 to 1518 code for a protein of 505 amino acids. Lineage: Eukaryota; Metazoa; Chordata; Actinopteri; Cyprinodontiformes; Fundulidae. Gene Ontology annotation, biological process: blood coagulation; negative regulation of endopeptidase activity.